Molecule: messenger RNA, 1653 nt
Organism: Nematostella vectensis (starlet sea anemone)
Lineage: Eukaryota; Metazoa; Cnidaria; Anthozoa; Actiniaria; Edwardsiidae
Product: antimicrobial peptides-like
Exons: 2
Coding region: 1-1653 (550 amino acids)
Source: RefSeq, a predicted model, not a curated record
AUGCGCGCAAGUGAGGAAGGGAGAGAUAGACGCGCAAGUGAGGAAGGGAGAGAUAGAUGCGCAAGUGAGGUAGAGAGAGAUAGAUGCGCAAGUGAGGUAGGGAGAGAUAUGCGCGCAAGUGAGGAAGGGUGCACAAGUGAAGUAGGGAGAGAUAGACGCACAAGUGAAGUAGGGAGAGAUAGACGCACAAGUGAGGUAGGGAGAGAUAGGCGCGCAAGUGAUGUAGAAACAGUUAGGCGCGCAAGUAAGGAAGGGAGAGAUAGAUGCGCAAGUGAGGUAGGGAGAGAUCGAUGCACAAGUGAGGUAGAGAGAGAUAGGUGCGCAAGUGAGGUAGAGAGAGAUAGAUGCGCAAGUGAGGUAGGAAGAGAUAGGUGCGCAAGUGAGGUAGGGAGAGCUAGACGCGCAAGUGAGGUAGGAAGAGAUAGAUGCGCAAGUGAGGUAGGGAGAGAUAGAUGCACAAGUGAGGUAGGGAGAGAUAGGCGCGCAAGUGAUGUAGAAACAGUUAGGCGCGCAAGUAAGGAAGGGAGAGAUAGAUGCGCAAGUGAGGUAGGGAGAGAUCGAUGCACAAGUGAGGUAGAGAGAGAUAGGUGCGCAAGUGAGGUAGAGAGAGAUAGAUGCGCAAGUGAGGUAGGAAGAGAUAGGCGCGCAUGUGAGGUAGAGAGAGAUAGGUGCGCAAGUGAGGUAGAGAGAGAUAGAUGCGCAAGUGAGGUAGGAAGAGAUAGGUGCGCAAGUGAGGUAGAGAUAGAUAGAUGCGCAAGUGAGGUAGGAAGAGAUAGGUGCGCAAGUGAGGUAGGGAGAGAUAGACGCGCAAGUGAGGUAGGAAGAGAUAGAUGCGCAAGUGAGGUAGGGAGAGAUAUGUGCGCAAGUGAGGUAGGGAGAGAUAGGCGCUCAAGUAAAGUAGGGAGAUAUAGACGCGCAAGUGAGGUAGGGAGAGAUUGGCGCGCAAGUGAGUUAAGAAGAGAUAGAUGCGCAAGUGAGGUAGGGAGAGAUAGGCGCGCAAGUGAAGUGAGAGAUAGACGCACAAGUGAGGUAGGAAGAGAUAGGCGCGCAAGUGAGGUAGGGAGAGAUAGGCGCACAAGUGAGGUAGGGAGAGAUAGGCGCACAAGUGAGGUAGGGAGAAAUAGACGCGCAAGCGAGGUAGGGAGAGAUAGACGCGCAAGUGAAGUAGGGAGAGAUAGACGCGCAAGUGAGGUAGGGAGAGAUAGACGCGCAAGUGAGGUAGGGAGAGAUAGGCGCGCAAGUGAGGUAGAGAGAGAUAGAUGCGCAAGUGAGGUAGGGAGAGAUAGACGCGCAAGUGAGGUAUGGAGAGAUAUGCGCGCAAGUGAGGAAGGGAGAGAUAGACGCGCAAGUGAAGUAGGGAGAGAUAGAUGCGCAAGUGAUGUAGGGAGAGAUAGAUGCGCAAGUGAAGUAGGGAGAGAUCGAUGCGCAAGUGAGGUAGAGAGAGAUAGAUGCGUAAGUGAUGUAGGGAGAGAUAGAUGCGCAAGUGAAGUAGGGAGAGAUCGAUGCGCAAGUGAGGUAGAGAGAGAUAGAUGCGCAAGUGAUGUAGGGAGAGAUAGAUGCGCAAGUGAAGUAGGGAGAGAUAGGCGCGCAAGUGAGGUAGGGAGAGAUGGGCGCGCAAGUGAGGUAGGGAGAGAUAGGUGCCAAGUGAAGUAG